AUGAGCCUCAAUCGCCAAGACGCGACGCAGGAAAGUGAGUUGGAGGGAACGACACGGCCUACUCUGCAUGGCCUGCAGCUGCCUUCCUCGCCAGGUCCAGUCAAGGACUCGAUCCCCGAACCACCCUCUAUGCUACGUCGAACACAAGAAAGGAUGGCAGACCCAGUUGUGGCCGCAUUCAUGGCCGGUGGCGUCGCUGGUGCCGUUUCUCGGACGAUUGUAUCCCCUCUGGAGCGGUUGAAAAUCCUACUCCAGAUUCAAAGCGUUGGCCGAGAAGAAUACAAGUUGUCAAUAUGGAAAGCCCUCGGGAAGAUGAAACGAGAGGAAGGCUGGCGAGGCUUCAUGCGAGGUAAUGGAACCAAUUGUAUUCGCAUUAUUCCCUACUCUGCAGUGCAGUUUGGAAGUUAUAAUUUCUACAAGAAGUUUGCCGAAACUCCGGAUGGUGAGAUGACCCCGACACGUCGCCUUAUCUGUGGAGGUAUUGCGGGCAUCACAUCAGUCACGGUGACCUACCCUCUAGAUAUUGUUCGCACCCGCCUUUCCAUUCAGUCGGCAUCGUUUGCGGACCUUGGAGCCCGAGACCCAUCCCAAAAACUGCCCGGCAUGUUCACCACCAUGGUGACGAUAUACAAAAACGAAGGUGGCAUGAUUGGUCUCUACCGCGGAAUCGUCCCUACGGUCGCCGGAGUCGCCCCUUACGUCGGGCUCAAUUUCAUGACCUACGAAUCGGUUCGCAAAUACUUAACCCCAGAGGGAGACAAGCACCCCAGUUCCUGGCGAAAGUUGCUCGCUGGUGCGAUCUCUGGUGCGGUGGCGCAGACGUGCACAUAUCCCUUUGACGUGCUACGGCGACGAUUCCAAAUCAAUACCAUGUCUGGCAUGGGAUAUCAGUACAGGUCGAUCUGGGAUGCGGUACGGGUCAUUGUGGCCGAGGAAGGACUACGAGGACUCUUCAAGGGCAUCGGACCCAAUUUAUUAAAGGUUGCGCCUAGCAUGGCCAGCAGCUGGCUCAGUUUUGAGCUGACACGGGACUUCCUGGUUAGCCUGGGUGAUAGAGAUUAG
Penicillium canariense is the source of this 1062-nucleotide messenger RNA. Its product is annotated as putative mitochondrial carrier protein. Bases 1 to 1062 code for a protein of 353 amino acids. Gene Ontology annotation, biological process: transmembrane transport. Lineage: Eukaryota; Fungi; Ascomycota; Eurotiomycetes; Eurotiales; Aspergillaceae. The transcript is spliced from 5 exons. The record is from RefSeq and is a predicted model, not a curated record.